AUGCCCAAGAUUCCAAUAGUCAUCAUGGACGGUGCAAUGGCAUCAGAACUGGAGCGCUAUGGCGUCGAAAUGCCAAAGGACGCUACACCAAACCUGUGGUCAUCAAAUGCUCUCCUUUCAGACAUCGAAUCGGUGAAACGUGUUCAUGCAAGCUAUCUACAUGCUGGGGCAAAGGUCCUUUCCACUUGCACAUAUCAGCUUACGCUCCAAGCGGCUGGUAGUGAGCAGAAAGCACGCAUUUUGAUGAAGCGUGCUAUUAAUGCUCUACAUGAGGCCACCAGGGCGUACAAUAUGGUCAAUGAGCGACUAUUAAGUCUUGGGCCGGCUGCAACCAUUCAUCCAUCUGGUGCAGAAUAUUCUGGCGAAUACCGCGGCCCUUUUGAUCCCAAAUCUGCUACUUCCACUGCAGCACUAACCGACUUUCACUUGUCGCGCUUACGGCUAGUAGAACGCGAAGACUGGGACAAGUUAGAUGGUAUACUGUUUGAAACAGUUCCGUUAGUUACCGAGCUUGACGCCAUACGAGCGGCCGUCGGUCACUUUCAGAUAGAAAGUCCAACCUUUUCCAAGCCCAUCUAUAUCAGCAUGGUGUUUCCGAACGGACGCCUCCCAGAAUGGCCUCAGAGCGUUUCUGUUGUGGAUGGUAUGGCGUCCAUUACAUACCGUGCUAUCCAAUACUUUGCGCGGUUCUAUGUGUAUAUCUUACUUCGGAAUGGGCAAAAAGAAAAGGCGCAGUAUUGGAAUGCGCUCAAGAACCAUUUGGGUCUUGGCAGGAAACUGAUGCGUCUCGGAAAGCCAUUGGAGCAUCUCCAGGCUGCGCUAAAAGCCGCGCAGUCACCAUCUCUGUCGUUGCACACCGCCGAGCGACUCACCAGCGUCGGAAGGCAACUGUGCUAUGCAGGAUACCUCACCUUUGAUGGCCUCGUUUGGGCCAACACCAUCAAGUUUGUCAACUUUGUACCGGAGAAGGCAGACAGAGUCCUCAAGAUAUCGCUCCGAUUCUGGCUCGUCGGAAUCUUGUUUGGACAGGCGAACAGUCUCCUCAAAGCUGGCCGUUUGGCCAACGAGGCAAAGGCCCUCAAGGGUGUCAACGAAAAGUCCAUGGGUGAUCGUGCCGCCAAUGACACGAGACUCAAGGUUCUCGAAAAGGAACGAGCGGCAGUGCGCUAUCAACUCCUCUUGGACCUUUUGGAUAUGUGGAUUCCCGCUACAGGACUUGGAGUCGUCAACUUUAACGAUGCAGUCGUCGGCUUGCUUGGCUUCACGACCUCCGUCAUGGCUUUCAGGAGCCAGUGGAACUCUUUGCAAAUGGGAUGA
Messenger RNA from Serendipita indica DSM 11827, 1317 nucleotides. The record is from the annotation of a GenBank genome assembly. NCBI's taxonomy places the organism in Eukaryota, Fungi, Basidiomycota, Agaricomycetes, Sebacinales, Serendipitaceae.